UGAUUUAUUUUAAAAAAGUCAGGAUUUAACAAUGCCAACUCCAUCUGAAACCAAGAGCUCCUUCGAGUCUCAAAUUCUCAUUUUUCCCAAGAUCAAUGCACAUUCAUCAUCUUUCAAUAUAGCAAGCUGGACGUUGAUGGUGCCACUUUGAACAUUGGGUACUAAAAUUAAUGCUUAGCUUUUUUUGUAAAUGUUCUACACUGAAUAAAAAUGUAAAAAGUUCAUGUAUUUAUUGAUUUUUGAUCCAUUUCUGGAGUCAAGCACUAACUGAUUCUGAUUCUUACUUCUGAACCAGGAGUGUGCGCAGUAUUAGAACAUUAAAAAGAGGGAAAAGAGAUGUUUAUGGAUAUUAUUCAACUCCGAGAUCUAGAAGUAUGGACGUUCUAGAUACUCGGUACAUGGGUACACCAGGUACACCAGUAUACACUACAGGCAGGUCUAGAAGUCUGCCAAGAAAACUGGACUGGGAGCUCAUGGAAUUAGAGAGGGAUGGACUUGAUAUGGAUGGGAGAGGGAGGGAUGGACUUGAUAUAGAUGGGAGAGGGAGGGAUGGACUUGAUAUAGAUGGGAGGGGUAGGGAUGAAAUGAAUACUGAUGGGAGAAGGCGUGAAGGAUCAAAAAGAGAAGGAUAUUGGCAGGGGGCAUACUCGGAUACUACCAAAAGAAGAGGGUUGUCCAGACAUGGCAUCACUUCGUCCUACGAGUUUGAAUCUUUUCAUCUGACGAAGGAAGAAGCCUCCGAUAUACGGGGAAACAAACCUUCAGAUUCUUUUACUGGAGGAAGACGAAUUUCUCCAAGUCUCCGGAGACGAGCCUCCAACCCUAAUCAGAGCCAGGAGACAAGAACGGAGACGAUUAAAAGAAGAAAACAUCCAAAUCUUGAUAUAUUUGGAACCGCAGAGUUUAGAAAACAGUCCGAAUCAAGGAGUGAAUCCCUAAGUAGAAAAAAUUUAGUAGUUAACUUUCAAGAUCUCAUUCCCAGGCCUAAACUUAAAGUAGAAGAUGAAACUGAUGUACGUGAACUAGUCGCUGAAGAUACAUACUACCGAGAUCGGUUGAUAAAGAGAAAUAAAACAAUGGAUGAGGGGGAUUACAUUGAAAAACAUAUAGAUACUAGCGCACUUGAACAUUUUAAUUCUAAAUCACUAGGUCCUGGGACAAAGAUGGAAAAAAUAGUUAGUUACAAGGAUUUUAUGGAGACCAGUAACAAAUAUAUUGAUAUCUUGGAGCCGGUACUAGGUUUCAAGGAUAAAAUGGCGUCGAAUGAACAAUAUAUGGAUAUGGGACUCAAUGUUAGAAGAAGAGAGGGCAAUAUUGAUGGAUUCAAUAAGAAUCAGUUGGAUGAAGUUAUAAGAAAAGAGAGUUUAAUUCAGCCUGAUAAUUUCCUUGGAGAAGUUCGAGUUCACACUGAUAAGGUUGGGAAGAGUGGUGAUGAUGAGUACAAUGUACCCAACCCUGUAUAUCCAACCUUUACUAAGAGUGGUGUACUCACCAAAUCUGAUAUUAUUACAAUGUACUGCAGGGAGCGAUAACUACAUGCCAACACAGCAUACAUCCACUGCAUACUAGACAGAAGAAGAUUAAAUUUUUGCGACAUUACUGGUACAACUUUGGAACCUCGUUGCUCCUCUAUUUUCAUUUUACGCUCAAUUAUGAGCAAAGCAAUAUUAAUAUAAUACAGCUAUAUUACAUAUUUAUAUUAUUUUUGAUUGAUUUCACCGAUUGAAUCUACACGAGUUAGUCCUAUUGCAUUGUAUAAUUAAUAUGUUAUGUAUCUUUUUCGUGUUGAUAACUUUAAACCUUUUUGUCUUUUCUUGUGAGUUGUUGCUGUCAAUCAUUCAAGUAAAUAUGUAUUAUAAUUAUAUAUGCAUAUAAUACUAUAUAAAUAUAUACAUUUUAUAAAUAUUUUGAUUUAUGACAAAUACUAAUUGAUCGCUAAGUUCUGUUCUUUUUUAAAAUCUAUUAUGUAUUGCAAUGAUAACCAGAAAACUGUAGAAUAGGAAGACGACAUUAAAGCAAAACUGAACAUUAUUUGAUGUUGUUACAAAGCAGAUAGCUUUACUAGUAAGUUAUUUAAUCACUUCUCAAAUGAAAUGAACCUGUUUACACUGCACAAGUGAUGGGCCUCAUGUUUAUUAGACUACUUAAAUUCAUAACUUGAGCAUAAACGUCGUCUUCCUAUCUCAGAUUUUGCUGGUUAUCCCUGUAUAAAGUUUAAGUAUUAUGUAUAUAUUCAAUGUAGUUUAACAAACUUUGUUUUGUCUAGAAGUUAAUUUUCCUUUACGAGCAAAACCAAAAGAUUUUUUUUUAUGUAAAAAUUGUAUCAUUCGUUUUUGGGCAUUUUGUCGU
Molecule: messenger RNA, 2349 nt
Organism: Eurytemora carolleeae
Lineage: Eukaryota; Metazoa; Arthropoda; Copepoda; Calanoida; Temoridae
Exons: 4
Coding region: 375-1532 (385 amino acids)
Source: RefSeq, a predicted model, not a curated record